Molecule: messenger RNA, 1905 nt
Organism: Micromonas commoda
Lineage: Eukaryota; Viridiplantae; Chlorophyta; Mamiellophyceae; Mamiellales; Mamiellaceae
Exons: 1
Coding region: 1-1905 (634 amino acids)
Molecular function (GO): methyltransferase activity
Source: RefSeq, a predicted model, not a curated record
AUGGCGGCGGCGCCGUCGGGCCGGCCCGGCUCUUCGCCGUCGUCUCCGACCGUGAUAGACAUGCACGGCGCUCAACCGCACGAUGUGGUCGUGUCGGAGUACUUCGCGGGACUGGGGCCCAUGACCAGAUGGUCUAAAGACGCCGUCGAAAGGCACGAACAAGGAUUCCGCGUCGGCCAGUUCGUCGACAAGGACGAUACAGCGAAGAAGGCGCUGGAGCGCGCGUUCCGGUGUCCUCACAUCAUCGGGGACAUCGCCGGGCUGGCCAAGCUAACGCCCUGCCGACUGGCGCUCGUGGGGUUCCCGUGCAAGGGGACGUCGACGCGGGGUAAAGUCAGGGGUGCGACGAACGCGAUCGAUAACGACCAGACGCGUAUGAUCCAGCACUUUUUCAGGGCGCUCAAGGACACUGACAACAAACCCCAGGUGAUGCUCCUAGAGAACGUCCGGGGGCUGCUCUCCGCGCGGCACAAAGGGGAGAAGGGCGAGUUUUUGCGAUGGAUCAUCCACAACCUGAAAGACUUGGGUUACGCGGGAGAGUGGAAACUGUUCGACAGCGGUGUGGACGCGAUGAGCGGCGACCGCGUGUUCAUUUUGUGUCGGCAGGAAGCCGUGACCAGCGUUCGCGGGACCCUCUUGAAUCUCGGGGAGGAGUAUCGCGGUGCCAAGCCCGAGAACGGAUACGGCUUCAGCAUGAGGAAGGUCGGUGACGCGCCCGUGAUAGGUCGCCUCGCAUGCCAGACAGAAGGCACCGGGCCACCUUGUUUCGUCUUUCGUGAUGACGACGGCGAGUACAAGUGCGUCGAGUUUACUGUGGAGGCCGUCGCCGACUUGUUCACGUUCACUCGCGAGGAGCUUGGUUUGGACGACGCGACGGACCCGAAGGCCCUGAAGAUGUUGGCGAAUGCCUGCCGACCGGUGGGCCAUGCGGUAAUCAACAAGUUGGUUGACAAUCUGCUCGAGGCAACGCCCGUCGAGGCUUUGCCUAAUGGGGCGGUGGAGGUUCAACACUGGGCGGAACGCUCCCUUCCCAACGCGGGGUACUGGUCCAUGCGUAGCGACAAGAUCUUCGGGUACGAGGGCACGCCAAGGGCAAUCGUCCGCUACGACGAACAAAGUAAGCGCACGGCAGCGGAUGUUGCAUCAGAGUGUUUGCGGACGGGGCACGCGAUCACCUGGAAGCAAUCCGACAUCAUCGAGUACAUCGAGAAAGCCGCGGUACACGAGGCGAGGAGGCGACAGUCCAGCCUCUCGCAUCACCUCGCCGCGCUUUGUCUCGCCGCCUUUCCUGGAUGUUCGAUUUUGAAGUUCUGUCUUCCUGUCGCAAUAGAGGUCGACGGUCAUGUGGGAUUGGUCGGAUUUCUCCGCCUAUCCGACCGUGGUGAGACGAAGGGAAUGCCACACAUGUUCUGGCUGCCCAGGCUUGGGUAUCCUCGACCAGCGUUUGUGUGCUUUCACCAGUGGAAGAAGCAGAAGGGUACCGCGUUUGGACUUCUAGACCACAGAGUUGACUUUAACGUCCUGAAGGGCCAGCUUGACGAACACAUGACGGUGGCGACGGACGACCUCCGCGCGUUCAUUGACCUGGAUGGAACGCCGUCAACGCCGUCGGAUGAUAUCGAUGACUCAGACUCGGACUGCAGUUGGGAGGUUCCCGAGUCGAUCGACGUCGACGAGCAGAUGUGCGAGGGUUGUGGGGGCGGCGGUGAAACAAGGCCGGGGAUGACCGAUGCGGAGACCGUGCUCUGCGACGGGGAUGGGUGCGAACGCGCGUGGCACAUUGCGUGCCUGCGGCCGCCGCUGACGACGGUACCAGAGGGCGACUGGGUGUGUCCCAUUUGCGUGGAGGAGGCACCCGGAGAGGCGCGUGGAGGUGGCGAGGACGUCGCCAACGAAAUUUUUUGA